GGUAAAGUCUUUUUCAUAAAUUAGAUUGAUGUCCUUUAAUAAUUUGGAAUUUAUUUGUUAUUUGCAUUUAAAUAAAGUAACAUAUUAAAUAAAUAAAUAUUUGCUAAGUUCAAAAUUAUUAAAAUUAAAAAAUUAAUUUGUAGAGCUUCGAAGAAUUUCUAAUCCUAGAUUCAAGAUUCAUUUAUAAUAAAGAAGAAACAGGAGAACACACAACUCAUUAUAUGAAUAUAAAAAAAAUUAGCAAUAAGUUAUAAUAUAUUAAAUGAUAUUGCUUUAUGUAUGUUAUUAUAUUUUUAUAUGUUGCUGCAAAUUUAAUUUACAAAUUCUUUUUUUUUUAAUAAUAUUUUUUUAAAUUAUUAUAUAAAUAUACAGCUAUUUCAUUAGGAGUAACUGGUGCCAAUAAAAAUUAGUCUAAACUAAAAAUUUUAAUUUCUAAAAUUUUUGA
Molecule: messenger RNA, 445 nt
Organism: Tetrahymena thermophila SB210
Lineage: Eukaryota; Ciliophora; Oligohymenophorea; Hymenostomatida; Tetrahymenidae
Product: transmembrane protein, putative
Exons: 2
Source: RefSeq, a predicted model, not a curated record